GCAAACUUUGACUUCGACUUCGAGAUGGAUCCGUCGAGAUAAUCCAGCAUUUCCAACCAGCAUCGAUAUCCGCAAUCUUUCACGCAUCUCUUCCUCACCCGAGUCACUCGCUCCAGUCACCAGUCAUCAGUCACCGCCAUGCUGUCCAUCUACGUCCUCUCCAUAUGCCUCCCGGCACUGGCCACUGCCAGAACAUCCACCAAGCGCGGCCUGAUCUUCACCCCCAACAGCAACUGGCCCAAAGACGACCUGAUCUGGAUCACCGGUCCCAACAACCUAACCUGGUACCACAACUACCAAUCUCUUCCGUCUCCCGAGUCCAACUAUGCCGCCCUUUCUCAAAAGCAGAUCCAAUUUGUGCCGACGAUGUGGGGAGGCAACGAGAACGACACCGACUUUCUAGGGAAUGUGACUGCUUUGAUGGGGGUUGAUCUCAGCAAAGAUGAGGACAAUGGGAAGGGCGACGGGAACGGGGAUGGUAAAGGGAAGGACAAAACCAAGCGAGCAGGAGACAAGCGAAACAUAACCCAUAUCAUGACCUUCAACAAACCCGACCAACCCUUCGACGUCGGCGGCAGCGAAAUGGAGCCCCGAACGGCCGCCAAAGCGUGGAUCAAGAACAUCAUACCACUCCGACGAUUGGGAGUCAAAGUCGGACUACCGCUCGUCAAUGAGCCGCACAAGGGAGGAAAGAAACGAGACGGGGAAGAGGGAUCAUGGCUGGACAUGUUCUUCGCCAACUGUUCUGGGCUUCUGGACAAGCUGGAGGACGCAAGAGAGAAAACGUGUGGGUUCGACUUUGUGCCGGUCUAUUCUCUUGGGGACUUUGAGAUGUUGAAGGAGAGGGUAGGGAUGUUUGAGGAUGCCUUCCCCGGCCUCGACAUCUGGAUCACCGAAUUCGGCCUUCCCUCCGAGACCCUCAAGAACACGCAAGAGUUCUACAACCAAUCCAUCCCUUACCUCGACAGCAAGGGGAGUGUCAAGCGGUACGCCUGGUUCGGCGCCUUUCGAAGUAUCGUAUCAAACGUCGGACCCAAUCAAGCUUUCCUGGAUCCAUACGGAGAGUUGACGGAUAUUGGGUCGUGGUAUCUUGGUGGAAACGCAACGGGAAGAGAGGCCCUGCCGAGCGAUGACUACAUGGGGGAGGAUGAUAAGUGCACAAAGGAGAAGCCGUGUGAAGGGGAGGAGAAUGGGGAGGGAACAUUGCGGCCCGGCAGGCUGAUUGUUCUUUUGUUCUUCUUCAUGGCGGUGUUGGUAUAAUCAGCUCUUGGGGUAAUUCAGCGCAUCUGUUCAACGCUCACGCUCACUGCGGCCCGGUCCCUUCCCG
Neurospora tetraspora is the source of this 1327-nucleotide messenger RNA. RefSeq names its product glycosyl hydrolase catalytic core-domain-containing protein. NCBI's taxonomy places the organism in Eukaryota, Fungi, Ascomycota, Sordariomycetes, Sordariales, Sordariaceae. Gene Ontology annotation, biological process: fungal-type cell wall polysaccharide metabolic process. Gene Ontology annotation, cellular component: fungal-type cell wall. The record is from RefSeq and is a predicted model, not a curated record. The transcript has 2 exons. The coding region runs from base 139 to 1260 and encodes 373 amino acids.